Lates calcarifer (barramundi perch) is the source of this 2639-nucleotide messenger RNA. RefSeq names its product Krueppel-like factor 2. Gene Ontology annotation, biological process: regulation of transcription by RNA polymerase II. Bases 390 to 1646 code for a protein of 418 amino acids. The transcript is spliced from 3 exons. Gene Ontology annotation, molecular function: DNA-binding transcription factor activity, RNA polymerase II-specific; RNA polymerase II cis-regulatory region sequence-specific DNA binding. The record is from RefSeq and is a predicted model, not a curated record. NCBI's taxonomy places the organism in Eukaryota, Metazoa, Chordata, Actinopteri, Centropomidae.
CCCGCAGUGGAGCAGAGAGAGCACUCCGCACCAGUCCCACUCUGACUCUCAGACCUCUUUGUCGUUGACUCGCAGGAAAAUCGUACUUUUAUACUGAGGCUAAAUUUAGGGGGCUGGUCGGUGCGCAGCGUCCCCAUCCUGGACACGCUUCCUUCCCCCAGCCUCGCAUUGGUCUGGUUUGUGCAGCGAACGAUAUUUAUAAGAUAAGCAGCUCCUUCCAGGCGCACAGCUACACAUGAGAGACGAGCAACAGUUCAUCGGACGACAGAAGAAGCGACGCGAUCUGUAGCUUUUUCUGGAGACUGGGUGGACUCUGGUGAUUUCCUUCAACAGAUAAAGUUUCUUUUCUCAACAUUUGAGGGAUUUUGUUUACUUUUUUAAAAAAACGUAUGGAAAUGGCCUUGAGUGGGACCAUUUUACCAUCAAUCUCUACAUUUGCCAACCAAAAGGAGAAAUGUUGGGAAGAUAGGUGGAAGGGCGGCAUGAGCAGUGUUUCGCCUGACUUGGAAAGCAGCUGCCGGGGCAGAAAAGACGAAGAGGACCUGGAUAAGUUCUUGGACCUUGAGUUUAUUCUCGCAAACACAGCUGGCUCUGACUGUGCGCCAGCCAGCGGGACGGCGGUAGAUUCCUAUCGGCUCCAGGAGUCCGGGCCGUCCGUGUAUCACCAGCAGCAGCAUACCGGGAUGUCCCAGCCGCAGUCCAAUUACACCUCCGUCCCAGACAUGAACUGUCCUCCUCCGCCCUACAACAGUUUGAUGGCGGAGCUCCUCCGAUCCGACGUGGAUACGAGCUUCCUCCCCGGGAACAGUCCCAGCAUCCAAGGCAGAUUCCUGGUCAGCUCCACACCUUUCCAGACCACUCAGGAUUUAUUCCCCGAGCAUUCGAGCAUUAAAGCGGAGCCCGCCUCCAUGGACACAUACGGACCCGUCAUGGGUCUAGUGCCUCAGAGCUGCACCAAAAUCAAGCACGAAGGGAACGUCUCCUGCAUGAUGUCGUACGAGCAGCAGCCGCGGCUGGCCAACUCCCCGCAGGCCGCGCUCGGCAGCAUGACACCGCCGCUCAGCCCGGACGACCUGAUGAGCUCCGAGUGCCACCAGCCCCAGAUGUGCAACACCACCUCGCUGACGUUCCCGCAGAGUUUCCACUCACACCACCGCAGCGCGCCCGGGGGAUUCCCUCACCCGCACACCGGGAUGCAACUCCCUUUCACCGGGACGCACCACCAUCACCAGUUUACUGGAAUGUUCGGAGAGGACGCAGCCAUGGGUAUGCAGCAGCAGCCGGCAGCCGGCCAGCGGAUCCUACUCACCCCACCGUCCUCCCCGUUGGAAAUGAUGGACACCAAACCAAAGAGGGGUCGCCGGUCCUGGCCCAGGAAACGGACAGCGACACAUACCUGCACUUUUACCGGCUGUGGAAAGACAUACACCAAGAGCUCCCACCUGAAGGCGCACCUCAGGACACACACAGGAGAGAAACCAUACCACUGCAGCUGGGAGGGUUGCGGCUGGAAGUUCGCUCGUUCCGAUGAGCUUACGCGUCACUUCCGGAAGCACACCGGACACCGGCCGUUCCAGUGUCACCUGUGUGAACGGGCAUUCUCCCGGUCCGACCACCUCGCCCUGCACAUGAAGAGGCACAUGUGAGGGAAGUCCUGAAGAUCAAAAUGGAGCAGAUGAAGACUUAUAUGCUCUGCGUAAACCCCAUAAAAACUGCAGUAAUCCUACAAUCAGCUAAAAAUGAUGCUAUGCAAAUAUAUAGAGGCAAGUUCCUGUAGGAGUUGCCCACAGGAGUAUGAACUGUAGUGGUACCAUCGCAGCAUAAACAGCCAUACAGUCUGAUGAGGCCACUAUUGACUACACUGUAAUGCCUAGUUAUAUUUCUAGGAAUAUUAUACUGAUUUUUCAUUGGGGUAAAAGGAGCAUCAAGACGAAAUGUCUUCAAAUUAUAUUUUGGAGGAAAAAACUAUUUAAAUGUUAUUUUUGAGAAAAACGACAUACUCACCACAAACCAAAGAGCAAAUAUAGCCAGAUAUGACAGAAACAGAUUCAUUCUGUUCAGACUUUUUUCCUGUAGCUGGUACUACUUUUUGUAUGGAAUGUUGUUUAUAUAGACAACAGAUUAAAGGAACAUUCCACUCAACAUGUCAGGCACAUGCAACUGAAACAACUGGAAACAGACAAUUCCUCUGGAGCGCUUUUUUUCUUGGUAUUUUCAUUAUUAGUGCCUUCUAUAAUGCAUUAUUACACAUCUUACGAGUGCCAUAUCCUUCACUGGCUAAAAGACAAUCAAAGUUUUAUUCUGUGUGUUAUAUUGUAUUUAUAAACUGCACGUGAAAUAAGCUUUGAGACAAUGUUUUGUUCUAAAACUGCCUUUCAUUCUGUCCUCCUCAAAGGCUUGAAUUGAAUGUCGUGUCUGUGAAUCUGUUGUCUAGCAUUUGAAGUCAGGGCCUUACAGACGUCUCACAGAAGUGCAUGCCAUCUCAACACCACCUGAUUGACAAAGGGCUAUACAGUCUUUGGCAAUAAGACUUGUUUGUUUUUGUCUUGAAGAAAUGUACUGCCUUGUAAAUAGAAUUUUUAAAAUAUAAUGUAAAUAGUUUAUUUUAAUGUACAUAUUAAACUAAAUGAACAACAUGA